AUGACUGUGUUCUGUUGUCCGGCUAUUGUGGAAAAAGUUAAACUUGCUGACAAUGCUCUCAGUGAUUCUUUUGAGCAUAAGUGCUAUCUGCGGGGUUUCCUCGCAAUGGAGAGAGAAUUUUACAGCGAUAAAGGAAGGGACCUGAAGAAUGUGAAGGAAAAACGCUGGAACGAUGUAGAUUGCAAAACAAUGCUGGCUAAAUUUGUUUGCAAGAAGUCCAAUGGCCGAACUGCUUUCCGAUUUAGGAAUGAAAAGAGAAAUGGGAUGCCGAUGAAUCCUGCGGAAUUCGCCGCGACUGAGCCGUCCACUGUGCAACACAUGCCCUAA
Molecule: messenger RNA, 327 nt
Organism: Ostertagia ostertagi
Lineage: Eukaryota; Metazoa; Nematoda; Chromadorea; Rhabditida; Trichostrongylidae
Source: the annotation of a GenBank genome assembly